AUCAAAAAGAAGAUGGAGUUUACAUUCAAUCUCAUUUCUUUCUUUCUUUUGCUAUCAAUCAUUUUUGCCUCAGUAAUGAUGGAGUACUGGCUAAGGACCGAAACCAAACACAAAAACAGCAAAAAGAAGAAGCAACUUCCAACGCCAUGGAAGCUCCCCAUAUUGGGCCACAUGCAUCAUUUAUUAGACUCCCCGCCUCAACAGGCGUUAGCUAAACUAGCUCGGAAACAUGGCCCUAUAAUGCACGUCAAGCUCGGCGAGAUCUCAGCCAUUGUCGUUUCAUCUCCUCGCCUGGCCAAAGAGGUUCUCAGAACGCAUGAUCUCGCGUUCUCGAAUCGGGCCGAGCUACUAGCGACCAAGAUCGUUUGUUACGACGGGGCGGACAUCGCGAGCUCCUCUUACGGCCAGUUUUGGAGACAGAUGCGUAAAAUCUGCACUUCCGAGCUCCUCGGAGCCGAGAAGGUCAGGUCGUUUCGGCCCAUCCGGCUCGACGAGGCCUCCAAUCUUGUUUCAUCGGUCCGUGAGGUCGCGGGAACCGGGGUUCCAGUGAACCUAACCGCGGUCUUAGGGACCUAUUCGAGUUCUAUGGUUUUCCGAGCCGCGUUUGGGAAAGCGAGCCGGCAUCAUAAAGACACGUUCUUACAAGUACUUAAAGAGGCAUUGCCUCUCGUGACAUCCUUUGAUAUCUCUGAUCUGUUUCCGUCUUACAAAUUUCUGCAUUCAUUCAGUUGGAUGAGGAAGCAGUUUGUGGACGUGCACGAGAAAAUCGAUAAGAUCUUCGACAGCAUCAUUCUCGAGCACGUCGAGAAUAGAGCCGCCACGCGGAAGGGAAUGGCGGAAUCUAGCGAAGAAGAUUUAGUUGAUGUUCUCCUCAGGCUCAAAGAAAGUGGGAGCCUUCGAAUUCCCAUAAAUAAUGACCAUGUGAAAGCUGUUUUGAUAGAUAUGUUCUCAGCGGGAACUGAAACUUCAUCCUCGAUUGUGGAAUGGGCCAUUUCCGAGAUGAUUAGAAAUCCAACUGUGAUGGCAAGGGCACGUGACGAAAUAAGGAGAGAAUUUAAUGGAAAACAAAUCAUAGAUGAGGAGGAUGCUCAUAAAUUGAGAUAUUUAAAACUAGUAAUUAAAGAAACUUUAAGAUUACAUCCUCCAGGACCACUUUUGGUGCCUAGAGAAUGUAGAGAGGAGUGCGAAGUAGAUGGAUAUACCAUCCCAGUUAAAACAAGAGUCCUGGUUAAUGCUUGGGCGAUCGGGAGAGAUCCCGAAUAUUGGGAAAAUCCAGAAUGUUUCGAUCCAGACAGAUUCGAAAAUAGUUCCAUUGAUUUUAAUGGAACUCAUUUUGAGUACAUACCAUUCGGUGCAGGAAGAAGAAUGUGCCCCGGAAUUUCAUUUGGUGUGGCUAACAUUGAGCUUCCUUUAGCUCUUUUGCUCUACCAUUUCGACUGGGAGAUGCCUAAUGGUCUCAAGCCGGAUGAUUUGGACAUGAGUGAGACCACUGGAUUAGCUGCAUCAAGAAAAACCCAUCUAUGCUUGAUGGCCACCUCUUAUGAUCCCUCUACUUGAUUUGGAAAGAAGUACUUCCAUAACUGAUUUAAGGUUUAAGGCAUUAUACAUAUAUAUAUAUAUAUUUUUGGCCUUGAUGUUUUAAGAGCUUUUUCGUUGGAUUUUCAAGUGUUAUGCUUGAUUAGUGAAUGAUGUUUUUUAGAACUUUUUUAUUGUUUGUUAUAAUACUUGAUCUCUUUUCCUUUUUUCUUGGAUGGAAGUAUUACUACUCUUUA
Molecule: messenger RNA, 1772 nt
Organism: Oldenlandia corymbosa var. corymbosa
Lineage: Eukaryota; Viridiplantae; Streptophyta; Magnoliopsida; Gentianales; Rubiaceae
Source: the annotation of a GenBank genome assembly